Molecule: messenger RNA, 732 nt
Organism: Sclerotinia trifoliorum
Lineage: Eukaryota; Fungi; Ascomycota; Leotiomycetes; Helotiales; Sclerotiniaceae
Source: the annotation of a GenBank genome assembly
UAUUUUUUUUUUAAGGCAGCAAAAAAAAAAGCAGACAGAACAGUAAACGCGGAGUAUCAGGUCAUGCUGUAUUGGGCUUCUAGAUUUUCACACGGCUCCUAGCUCUCUCUCUACAAUAUUCUAUUCAUGAUAUCGAGCAAAACCUACAUAUAUCCUCAACACGCCAUCAUAUCAAUGGAUCUAAGUCUCUCAAUAUUUCGAACCCACACUAUCUAUAGUGUACCAGAACUUUGAAUUCACUAGCUAUCGACCACAGAUCAUCGAAUUCCAUAACCUCCAAAAUGGGCAAUCGCCGCAUGACACCCGAGGCUGCUCGACGCAUUGCGAAGGCACACCCUGGAGUAAGUCUUUUGGGGUUGACCAAGCUGCAACUAACAUACUAAGCAUUUGUUAAGUCAGGAUUCGCGAGAAGAUCUGUUCGAGCGGGUCAUAGCAACAGCCAACGCGAUGCUCAGUCUCAGGCUACACGAGAUAGGGAGAUGCAAGAUCAGAUACAGGAGCAUGGUGCAUCGACGGGUUAUGAAAUUACUCAGACAGAUAAGAUCUCUCCACGCGAUAAACAAGAGCAGGGCUCUGGAGAUGAACAAUGCCUCUAUUGCACCACGGAAACCCUCUGUGCUCGUCAUGCAAGCAAGUGGGGCUGGUAGGAAGCGAGUGCUGAAUGUUGAAUGUUGCCUGAUGAUUUUCAGGGGAGGUCAAGUGCCUCAGAUUGGACUGUUUGGUCAUAGUGUU